Messenger RNA from Dipodomys spectabilis (banner-tailed kangaroo rat), 2600 nucleotides. It is a transcript of the gene Kcnip3, whose product is annotated as potassium voltage-gated channel interacting protein 3. The coding region runs from base 65 to 757 and encodes 230 amino acids. NCBI's taxonomy places the organism in Eukaryota, Metazoa, Chordata, Mammalia, Rodentia, Heteromyidae. Gene Ontology annotation, molecular function: calcium ion binding; potassium channel regulator activity; RNA polymerase II cis-regulatory region sequence-specific DNA binding. Gene Ontology annotation, biological process: negative regulation of transcription by RNA polymerase II; regulation of potassium ion transmembrane transport. The transcript has 8 exons. Gene Ontology annotation, cellular component: nucleus; voltage-gated potassium channel complex. The record is from RefSeq and is a predicted model, not a curated record.
GGCCGGGCGGGCUCAGGCAGCGCGGGCGAGGGGUGCACCCCGGCCCCCGGCAGUCCCGGUCGCCAUGGGCAUCCAGGGCAUGGAGCUCUGCGCCAUGGCCGUGGUGGUGCUGCUGUUCAUCGCUGUCCUCAAGCAGUUCGGCAUCCUGGAACCCAUGUCCAUGGAAGACAGCAGUGACAGCGAGCUGGAACUGUCCACAGUGCGCCAUCAGCCAGAAGGCCUAGACCAGCUGCAGGCACAAACCAAGUUCACCAAGAAGGAGCUUCAGUCUCUCUACCGAGGCUUCAAGAAUGAGUGUCCCACAGGCCUGGUGGAUGAAGACACCUUCAAACUCAUUUACUCACAGUUCUUCCCUCAGGGAGAUGCCACCACCUACGCACACUUCCUCUUCAAUGCCUUUGAUGCUGAUGGGAACGGGGCCAUCCACUUCGAGGACUUCGUGGUUGGGCUCUCCAUCCUGCUUCGAGGAACAGUCCAUGAGAAACUCAAGUGGGCCUUCAACCUCUAUGACAUUAACAAGGAUGGCUACAUUACCAAAGAGGAGAUGCUGGCCAUCAUGAAGUCCAUCUACGACAUGAUGGGUCGCCACACAUACCCCAUCCUACGAGAAGAUGCCCCUCUGGAGCACGUGGAGAGGUUUUUCCAGAAAAUGGACCGGAACCAGGAUGGGGUUGUGACCAUUGAUGAGUUUCUGGAGACCUGUCAGAAGGAUGAAAAUAUCAUGAGCUCCAUGCAGCUGUUUGAAAAUGUCAUCUAGGACAUGUGGGAGAGGGACACUGGGUGAUGGCCAAUUGCCACUCCAGCCCCAAGAAACCUCAGCCUCCAUAGAAACAUUUUUCUAAUAUAUUUGCAAAAAAUGAGCAGUUCGCUCCCAACACACACACACACACACACACACACACACACACACUUCCUCUGGGCUGGCAGAGGGGUGGUGGAAGACAGGAGGGCAGAGCUGCCCCCAGGCCAGUCAGACAAAGCUGCCUCUGGGGGGAAGCCCAUCUGUCAGUUGCUGGAUGUGACCUAGAAUGAUGUGGCUCAAGAGCCCAGGAGGCAUGGCUUCCACUGCACAGGCCCCUCUUGUAGGAGAGUCCCUUCUCCUUUCCCCCAACACAGGGAACCAGUCCACUCCCUGCCCUCCAACCUAUGCCCUCAGAAAAGCUCAAUAGGGGCUCUAAUUAGGAGGAAGAGAUGGAGGCAGAGCCUCCUGCCCCCUGGAAGACCUGAGACCCAGUUGUUCCAUAAACCUAGAGUUUAAACCUAGAGUUAAACUGGGGACUGUGCCAGGCCCCACACUAUGGCAAGCAUGGGGGAUGAAGAGUUACCAGUCCAUCCUCACUCCAUCCCAGGACAAGGGUUGAGUGUCCUGGAGAAUCUGUGGGAAAUUGAAGUGAUAGUUUGCCAGCUCCAGUCCUGGCUGCAUGGAGGGCAGGGGUGGAGCUGCCCCCCUCUGCCAGCACCAGGCUAUCCUCCCUAGGUCUUGGGAGGAAGUCUUGUGGCUUAGGGACUGGCAGCCAGGAGGCCAUGCUGGGAGGGGCUUAAAAAGGGGCUUCCCUCUCCUCUUCGUUGCCACCUGUGUCCCUUAGCACAGUGACUUGGCCAAGCUCCCACCCUGAAGUUCUGUGAGCAUCCUCACUCCAACCUGUAUAAAAAGCACAAGCGCCCCAGAAGCUCAGGCCAUGCCCAGAAGGGGAACCAAGAAUUCGGCUUUACCAGAGCAAGACACUUCUGGCUGAGGCUUGGGUCCCGGCAGCCCUAAUACGGUGGCCUUGAGGAGGAAGCUUAGGGGACCUGUACCUCAGGGCAGUGGGGUCUUGAAGGCCAUUCCAGCCCAGUUCACCAACCUUCAAAAGCACAAACCAAGGCAUUCUACUGGGCUAGGGUCUGCCCAUGUCCACUCAGAACCAACAGUGAGGGCUGGGGGCCUGGAGCUGGGUGGCAGGUCAAGAGAACUCUGCAGAGGAGAGAGCUCCUACUCCCACCUGUCCUGGCCUUCCUGAGAAGGAGCCCUGUCCAGGCCCAGGCAGCACAGGCCUCCCCAGGAACAUUCCCACAUGAUACAUUCCAUCACACAGCCCAGUCUCCACUUAGGCCUGGUUCCAGGAGUCCUAGGGCAUCCACACAAGGCUGGCCCAACGAGAGCAGGAUCUUCAGAGGAAAGGCAGAAUGGCCAGGGCUGUGGGAGCUUUGUGACCCCCAUACAGGUGGGCCUCCCUACUCAGACUUGCACUGACACCCCAUCUUCAGUCUGACUAGGGGAUCCUUCUCCCCAGCUGUGGAGUGCCCCAGUUUUCUAUGCUUCAGGGUCUGAGGGAGAGUCUCAGGACCCCGCUCCCUCUCACCAUCCUCAGCUCAGACCUUACAGCAGGGGUUGCUGUGCUUGCAAAGGGCCAAGGCCAUGGGAGAAGACCACCACUUUUCCCCUGUCCCCCGCCCCCUUUGGUCUUGUGGCUACACAUUCAACAGGAGGGGGUCUGUCCCCCAUGCUGGGACACAGGCCAGCCGCAUGUCUGCAUGGCAGAAGUGUCUCCCAUGGACAUGGCCUGGGAGGGUGGUUCUUGUCUCAGUGCCCACCAAGUCUUCAGUCCUAUAUAUUUUAA